Octopus sinensis (East Asian common octopus) is the source of this 2361-nucleotide messenger RNA. RefSeq names its product blood vessel epicardial substance-like. The record is from RefSeq and is a predicted model, not a curated record. Gene Ontology annotation, cellular component: sarcolemma. The transcript has 8 exons. Lineage: Eukaryota; Metazoa; Mollusca; Cephalopoda; Octopoda; Octopodidae. The coding region runs from base 1145 to 2224 and encodes 359 amino acids. Gene Ontology annotation, molecular function: cAMP binding.
GCCGUUGCCGCCUCUAUUGUUGUUGUCAUCUCAGUGGAAACCAGCAACCAGCAUCCAGCCAUCCCCCUCAGCUGCUUCAUCUUCUUGUAGUUGUCGUCAGCCUUCCCAUGUAGUACUACUGAUAAACGAAAAUAUAGAAAAAAUUAGCGGAUGUGACACCUUCAUGGACUGCUGGUAUGGACGACAGCAUGUAUCUGUUUGCUUGUGGAUGCUGCUACCGCCGGUGGAGGUAGUGGUGGUGGUGGCAUUGGUGGUUGUAGUGAUGGACAGUGGCAGUGGUAGUGGACAGCGGUGGUGGACGUGGUCAUCCUUCCACUGUCUCACUUCAAAGCAUCACAACAUGCUUCUCUGAUAUCAUUACUCUUUGAUAUGGAAUAAAACUUUCUCUACCUAUUUGCUGACACUGGAAAGCAGGGAAUAUUAUCUGAACCUCGCCUACCGAUCGAUUUGUCUGUCUAUCGCUCUGUCUAUCAUCACUAAACUAUGUUUCUCUAUCUGUCUGCCUUCUGUUCUAUUACUCUCUUUCUAUCACUACACACAUCUCUCUCUUUAUCUGUCCCUCUCUCCUAAACUUCUUUUCUCUCUCUCUCUCUCCGCCCUUCCCCCCUCCCUCCCUCCUCUCGUUCCUCUCUUUCUGUCCAUCCUUCUUGACAGACAGACAGACAUGUAGAUGGAAGAGAGGAGGAAGCUCCGUAAGAAAUAUCCCUUGUUAUGUUGUUGAAAUUGUUGUGGAAGCAGCACGGAGUUGAAGAUAUUCGCCAAACUUCUACCAACCUCAUGAGUAGGAUAAUACAGGCCACAGAUGGACUCUAUCUUUUUACACUACUUGAUGAAAGAUAACACUCAAAAGUUCUAUUAACAAUAUAUAACAGAAACAUACUAAGAGGAGACAAGUGAAUCCACAUGAAUGAAUUUAACGAAGACAGCCAAGGCAGAAAAUUUAAUCCUAUUUCCCGACUCCGUAAAAUAUGAAGCCAUCAUACCGUUUGUGAUUGCUGAACGUGGCACCAAAUUUGAUUCUGCAGCAUGAGAUAUCUUUUUAAUAUGGUUUCUUCACUUUUGAAUUUUUACCCAAUAAGGAAACCAAAAACUAGGAUCCAAAAUUCCCCAGUUAUUUGAAUGGUCCACAUUAGAUCUCAGCCAAAUGAUGCUGUUUAACUCGACUGACAGUGGCAGCAGCAGCAGCACUACAGCUGAAGGAUUACUGAACAGUUCUCCGCUAUUGCAAACACUGCAGCCAUUUGUGGUCAAUACAACUUUGAAUUCAACAUCAUAUAAUGGAACUGAAUCUUGCGAUGUUUGGCAAGAUGUCCAGCAUAUCCUCUUUCAGUUGGGCAGCCUGUGCAUGGCUUUUUCUUUCCUUACCCCAAUUAGCUUCCAGUACCAUAUAUUAUUCCUCAGAUGUCUUCUCCUUUUCACAUUUCUUUUCUACAUUCUCUGGGCUGGUGUCUUCAUAUGUGUACCAGACAUACUUGCAUGGAACUGUGCCUUCUUUUCUAUCAAUAUCGGGCACAUUUUCUACUUGGCCUACAGCAUGUAUCCCGUCCAUAUACAUAAAGAUUUUGAAGAUGUUUAUGCCAAAUUGUUUAAACCACUUGGUGUGUCCCGUAUUGAAUUCAAAUCAUUAACACGGAUUGGCAGACUCGUUUAUCUGCGCCAAGGAAGUGUUUAUGCGACAGAAGGAAUUACUCCAUGUGGUGAGAAGCUUUCUCUUUUGUUACGAGGAAGAUUAAAAGUCACAUACGACAGUCUGUUCUUACAUUAUAUCAGUUCUAACCAAAUUCUUGACUCGGCAGAAUAUGAAUACUGCCAUCCUCACUGGCAAAACUGUGAGAAAUUCCAGGUAACAUUAGUAGCAACAGAAGACUGUAGUUUACUUUCCUGGAAUUGUUCAGCUAUUCAACGUUUUCUUCAUGACCAUCCAUUCCUUGGCACUGUCUUACAUAACUUACUGGGCAAAGACAUCACCCACAAACUGUAUCAGAUUCAAGAGUUACUCCAGAACAACCCUGAUUACAUGCACUGCCCUCCCUCUAGCCGUCAUUCUUCCAUGGUGGACAUCCGAAGCAGCCUUGCCACUAAAACGUCUUGCAACAGCCUCACCAAAAUCACAAUCAAUAAUUCGUUGGAGUUGAAAGGCAUCCCAUCACUGUGUCCGGACACAAGUUAUAGCAGCAUCAGUUCAGACUCCACAGGGCUCCUCAAUUACGAAACAAGUGUCUAAAAACUUUAUAGCUAUGUGUGUAUGUGCACACACACACACACAUGCACAAUUAUAUAUAUAUAUAUUUCCAGAUAUUUUAAGCUAGAACUGUUAUGUAAACAAUCAAGAUUGCCUGGAAAAUCUUUUAGAAAAAUUGC